UGGAGACCAUCUCUUAAAGAUUUACCUUGCCACCAUCGUACUCCAUUGUAGCUAUAACGCAUACGAAGUACCUGGCUCAGCAUUUCAGCAAAAGACUACCGUCAUGACAGCUACUGCAACCGCUCUCCCCGCCGACUCUGGGUUUCUGCAGCAAGACGACCCCACGGGCGCUACAGCCGAUGCCACGAUUCCCUUCCGGUCUCUACUCCCCAAGCCUGACCAUCCAAGAAUCGCAGGAAUUGAAACGCACGAUGCCCACACUUGGUGCGGCUCUCGUCGCCAAGUGCCAGCACCUGCAUGGCUGAUCAGUCGUCUGGACCUUGAGAAUUUGGAGAAACCAUACAAGGGCUUUUCCGUUGAUGGCAAGCCGGACGGCAGUGUGUGGAAAUACGAACAAGACGAAGGAGCCCCAAUCGAGGCGGCUAUGGAGGCCACGAACAAGCUACUGGCUGUCUUGAGCACCGAGGAGAAGAAGGAGGUCAUCAAAGGCGACGUAGCUGUAGAUGACGAGUUCAGGGCCUGGUCGAAUCCUGAGCUCUACAUGAAUCCUGGCGGCAUACGCCUAGAUGAGACUCGUGCAGAGGUACAAGAUGCCGUACAUGAUGUCCUGCGAGCCUGUCUCUCACCCCAGGGCUACGAAAAGGCCCUCGGCUGCACUCUCACCAAUCAUUUCCUGGGAGAGCUCGUGAAUGGUCUCAAGGUCCUCAACAAGCACUCCUACAAUUUCCGUCUCUUCCUCCCUGAAGUUGGACAGCACGAAUCCAGGACGCCCUCCUCGACUGCACCUUGGGGCUGGAGUUUCUUCGGACACCACUUGUGUCUCAAUGUCAUGUUCGUCGGGCGGAGAAUGGUCAUUGCCCCCACAUUCAGCGGUGCUGAACCAGACUCGAUCGAUGCAGGCCCGCAUGCUGGUCUUAGACUCUUCAAGGAGGAAGAGGAGUACUCGCUCAAGCUCAUGCAAAGCUUGAGUCCGGAAAAUCAGAAGAAAGCACAGCUGAAUGAAGGGAUGACUGCACAAGAAGGACUAGCGGAGGAUCGCUGGAAUCCAUUCGACGAGAGACAUCUGGGAGGAGCCCGACAGGACAACCGGACAGUUCCAUACGAGGGCUGCCCAGUCUCCUCCUUCUCCCCGGAGCAAAAGACCGUGCUUUACGAGGUGCUCAAGGCAUUCAACGCUUACCUCCCCGCCAAGCCUCUCGAGGCUCAACUGGCUAGACUGAAGCAGUACGAGGACCAAAUGUACUUUGCCUGGAUCGGCAAAUUUGGGGAUAGGGAUCCCUACUACUACCGUAUCCACUCACCGGUCACCUUUUGCGAGUUUGACUUUCACUGUGGUAUCUUCCUCACCAACACACGUCCAGCCAAAUGUCACAUCCACACUGUCAACCGCUUCCCCAACAUCGGUGACUAUGGAAAAGCUCUGAUUCGCCAGUGGAAGUCGGAGCAGGGUCAGGCCUGAAGGAGGCGGAGGUGUUAGAAUGGUAUCUUUUUCGCGGACCAGACGAUCUUUACCACCUCUACGUGUACUUCUUGUGGUGUCAUUCCGGAAUAGAUCGCGCCUACAUUUCAAUUUCCAG
This is a messenger RNA of Microstroma glucosiphilum, 1577 nucleotides long. Its product is annotated as putative GTP binding protein and negative regulator of the Ran/Tc4 GTPase cycle. The record is from RefSeq and is a predicted model, not a curated record. The coding region runs from base 104 to 1459 and encodes 451 amino acids. The transcript is spliced from 4 exons. Lineage: Eukaryota; Fungi; Basidiomycota; Exobasidiomycetes; Microstromatales; Microstromataceae.